AUGGAUCCUAACAGUAUUAACCCACAUGAGGUCGAGUUAAGAGAACAGGAUAGAUGGCUUCCAAUAGCUAAUGUUGCUAGGUUGAUGAAGAAUACUCUACCACCAACCGCUAAAGUUUCCAAAGAUGCUAAAGAGUGUAUGCAGGAAUGUGUAUCAGAGUUCAUUUCCUUUAUUACUAGUGAAGCAAGUGAUAAGUGCUUGAGGGAGAAGCGUAAGACUAUCAACGGAGAGGACAUAUUGUACUCUAUGCACGAUUUGGGAUUUGAAAAUUAUGCAGAAGUAUUGAAGAUUUACCUUGCUAAGUAUAGAGAGCAACAAGCGUUGAAGCAAGAGAGAGGUGAGACCAGGUCGACCAAGCGCCAAAAUAUGGCUUCUAUAUUGCAGCAGCAGCAUGAACUGCAGGGACAAGAUCAAAUCUUGUCUCCAGACCACAGUCAGUCAGCAUCAGACUCUGCUAUAAAUUCUCCACACAGCGCUAUUAGUCAGCAGCAUCGUAUACCGCAACAGCUGCAGCUACAGUCCCAGCACGAACAAGAUAUUGACACAGCAAACAGUGUAGAAGGUGUAGGAAUCGAAGGAAAUGUCGAAGUUGAAGAAACGGGUGUGACCAUUGGUGCCCAAGGUCCGUAUAUUGAGGAUUCAACACAUUUCACUCAAGAUCCACAGGAACAUUAUUCUUCAGCAGAAGACCUUAACAAUGGCAGUAAUACUAAUAAUAACGAAAACAACAACAAUAACAAUUCCAACAAUAACGUUAACGAACAAGAAAUCAACAUAGAUGACGCAGAAGUUGGGCAACUUUCCCACACAACCUCACACCAGACCAAUGCUGAAUCGGAGCACUCUAGCAGUCAUGGUACUGCCUCCCCCAAGCAGUAUUACGAGUACACUGAAAAUGGGGAAAAGAAGAAUAUCGACGAGAAAGAUGAAUCCUAUCAUUAUGAAGACUUUAUAAAUGAGCACAAUCCUCAGCACCACGCGCACCAACAUUCUCAUACCAACGGAGCUUUGGCAGAAUUGGCAGAACUGUUAACUGGAGAUCAAGCCGAUAUCGAUACCCUUACUGCUGACAUAACGCGUACAAGUGGUGAAUACUAUUAG
This is a messenger RNA of Dujonia railenensis, 1101 nucleotides long. The record is from the annotation of a GenBank genome assembly. NCBI's taxonomy places the organism in Eukaryota, Fungi, Ascomycota, Pichiomycetes, Serinales, Debaryomycetaceae.